Messenger RNA from Papilio xuthus (Asian swallowtail), 3397 nucleotides. RefSeq lists its product as uncharacterized. The record is from RefSeq and is a predicted model, not a curated record. NCBI's taxonomy places the organism in Eukaryota, Metazoa, Arthropoda, Insecta, Lepidoptera, Papilionidae. Gene Ontology annotation, molecular function: serine-type endopeptidase activity; glucuronosyltransferase activity. Gene Ontology annotation, cellular component: Golgi apparatus. Gene Ontology annotation, biological process: proteolysis; protein O-linked glycosylation via mannose. The coding region runs from base 1152 to 3296 and encodes 714 amino acids. The transcript is spliced from 8 exons.
GUCCGUGAAUGCAUUUACAAACGAGAUAUUUAAAUUGACGCUGGUAGAGUAGGCAGUAUCUCUUGGAAGUAGGAGGUGGCUCCACCAAGAUCACAUCAGAAUGUGGGAGUCAAAAGAAUCUUACAUUUUUUUCAUUUCGCUUCCUACCUCUUAAUAAUAAAGUUAACCGAGGCGCGUACUCGGUGAAUUGUUUUAACAUAAACGCACAUAUGCCUGUGGGCAUGGCGUAUUUUCCCGUUUUUCAGAACACGCCAUUAUUAUUUUGAUAGCGAGAUAUUUGGACAAUAGCUGAUGUACGCUUGAUUAACUAGGUAUGGGUGAUUGCAGUAAAGUUCUGGGGGCGUAUCACGCAUGCCCGACCUUCGGACAUGCGCAAUAGACUUUAGGUCUCGACUCCCAUAUAUUUUUAUUAUUAUUAGUGUUUAAUGCAGUUAUUUCUUCAGAAUUUAUUAAAAGGAUAUAAUAAUAACUUAAAGUCUUCGUUAAAGUUUAUUUUCGCACAGUUGAAAUGUACAUUACGACAAUUUAUUAAUUGAUUUCGUGUCUCGCGAGGUUUUAUAGUGUUAUAACCUAAAAUGUAAUGUAACUUGUACAUAAUACUAAUAAGAAUAAAUGAAAUGAAGAUUUAUCUAAAAGUUUUAAAGUAUUUGUAAUAAAACAGCACAUUAAUGUUUAUUCAAUGACUACCAUGGAUUAAAAUAAAGUGAACAAUUAUUGCCCGUGAAGUUGAUUUGAGUGUAAUAUUUUAGGAAAUUCUCGCAAUUUUAAACAGUUCCAGGUGAGUUGAUACAAAUCUUUGAAACGAACAAACCUUGUUAUUAUUUAGAGGGAGUGAGAGGAACAUUUUCGUUACACAGAUACAACGACAGUGGGGACUCGCCGUAAGAAAAAGCUAUAUUUGUAAAGCUUAAAUUAAAAACAGAAUUGAAAAAUUAACUCCCUCCUUUCUUUUGGAUCUAAAGGUCAAACAGAUAAGCGGGAAGAAUGAGUAUACCUCGUUCUCAUACUUCCCGCUCGUAUCCUGCGUCUAGUGAGCGGGAUGUCACAUGUGACAAAUUUCCGUUAUAGUUUUAAAUAGUUAUUGUGUCGCUUCCAGAUGAGUAUCUUUCAGUAUGAAAAGUGUUAGUAUGCUGAAAUAACAAUCGAAUGAGAUGCGCUACAUUACUCUGCAGCGAGCGAUGGCGCGGUCCCGGAGAGACAAGAUCUGGCGUUGGCGCUGCCAGUGGUGCUUCAUCAGCGUGGUCGCCGUCGCGCUGGUGUUAUACAACGCGGCCGCUAACAUAUGGCUGUUGCAGCCCUCGUGCGCCCAGAGCGGGCCCACCUCGCACCCCGCGCCCACCGCGCCCACCGCGCACUCCCCGCCGCCCACCGAGCCGGCCUGCGAGCCCUGUCUCGACACCGCGCCCAGCGCCGCCGCCGACGACGACCCCAUCGCCCGCCUCGACCUGCGCCUCGGCCGCUGGGACGGCUCGCGCUCCUACAGGCUCUUCGACUACGCCACCCUCGGAGACAUGUAUGCCGAGGUGUCCGCCAACAGGCGCGUGUGCCUGGCGACGCAGAGCUCCAUAGAGAGGCUGCACGAGCUGAUGAGGAUAGCGGCGCACUGGUCCGGGCCGAUGUCUGUGGCGGUCUUCGUGGCCGGAGACGAACUAAGACUCCUCCGAGCGUUCGCGACGUGGCUCUUCCGAUGUCGGCCGGAGAUUUACGGCCGGCUAGUGCUCCACGCGGCGACGCCCGCCGAGAGGCCGGGCACGCAGGGCGCCGUCCCCUCCUGGGCGAGGGACUGCGAUGCGAAGCCACUCCCGCCUGCGGAGCGCCGCGCGGACACGGUGGCGUGGCGAGCGCGCCAUCCCUAUCCCCAGAACCACCUGAGAAACCUGGCGAGAAGGAACUGCCACACGCCGUACGUGUUCCUGGUCGACGUCGACAUUGUGCCCUCCAAGGGCAUGGCGGAGGCUCUAGAUACGUUUCUGGCGAAGGCGCCCAGGUGCCCGCUGUGCGCGUACGUCGUGCCCACGUACGAACUGGACAAGAGAGUCGCGGAGUUUCCGGCGAACAAGUCGGAAUUGCUGCGCUUAUCGAAGAAUAAAUUGGCGAUACCUUUUCAUAGGAAAGUGUUCAUUUACAAUCAGUACGCUUCAAAUUUUUCCAGGUGGGAGGCGAGCGGCGGCAACGAGUCCUCGGAGGCGCACGUCAGCCAUGAUGUGACCAACUUCGAGCUGCUGUACGAGCCGUUCUAUGUGGCGGCGGACGCCGUGCCCGCGCACGACGAGCGCUUCCUCGGCUACGGCUUCACCAGGAACACGCAGGUACCUUGUACCCUACACUACCUUCUCCUCUCUCUCGCUUUCUCACUUCUGUUGCGAAUUGGGACGCCUCCGACGUCGCCGGUGCGGCUGCUGUUAGUCCAUUGUCAACUGCAGCUGCACUUUGCCAGCAAUGUUGCGGCCACUUGUCUGCCUAUUCCUUUGUCUCAUAUCUACCGCAGUAUAAUCGUAGAUCUUCAGGAGACGGUGGAAGGAGAAUGUUGUGCAGAGGAGGGGGACAAACCGAGCACGGAGGUGGAACUGCAAGAUGUAGACCUGCAGGAAGCUUGCCCUGAGCUCAGCGGGCAGAUUAUCGGCGGUAGACCCAGCUCUGUGACGAGGCACCCCUACCAGGUGUCCAUGGUGAUGAACGGCAACUCCUUCUGUGGAGGUUUCAUCAUUAGUCCAGACUACGUGCUGACAGCCGCCCACUGCGUCCAAAAUACCGCGGCGUCCGCUAUCCGGCUGCGCGUGGGCAGCACGCGGCGGGACUCGGGCGGGCGCAUCGUGGGCGUGGCCAACGUGACCGUGCACGCGCAGUACGGCCGGCCGCGCUUCGACAACGACAUCGCCGCGCUGCGCCUGGCGCGUCCCCUCGUCUUCAGCAACGCCGUGCGCGCCGUCCGCCUCCCGCAGCCGCGCCAGCCCGUGCCCCUCGUCCGGCUCACCGUCACCGGAUGGGGGCUCACUGCUCCGCGCGGGCGACGCAUCCCGCGCAUCAUGAUGGAGGCGCGGGUGCCCGUGGUGCCGCACUGGCUGUGCCGGCUCUCCUACGGGGACGCCCUCACAGACAACAUGUUCUGCGGCGGACACUUCCUCAUCGGCGGCGUCUCCUCCUGCCAGGGUGACUCCGGCGGUCCUGCGGUGUUCCGCGGCACUGUGUACGGGGUGGUGUCGUUCGCGCGAGGCUGCGCGCUGCCGCUCUCCCCCACCGUCUUCACGAACCUCGCCGCGCUCCGGGACUGGGUCACGCAGAACACCGGACUCUGAUGCCGAACCGAAUUCCACUCUAUCUCCAUACGCACACGAUUCAUACAAGCUUAGCAAGUCUGUGAUAUAAAUAAAUGUUGCCCUCGCAUUCCCGUGUCCGA